CCCCGUGUCGCACACGGCGGGCGGCCCCAAUCUGCCACCUCUGCCCAGCCAGAUGCCGGUCGCGGAGCGCUCCGGGGCUGGCUAACCAAACAAGUGUCCCGCCGGCCGCCUGCUCCGCUCCCGGAGCGCGGGCGGGACGGCCACAGGCUUUGACUCUUCCUGGGUUUCCAUCUUGCUGGCCUUCAGACUGGAACUGAAUCAUUAGUGCUCCUGGGGCUUGAGAGUACAGCUCACCUUGCAGAUGUGGGACUUGCCAUCUCCAUAAUCAGGCUCAGAAGGAAUGUUUGACACCAUGUGGCAGCUGAUUAUUUUCAUGGUCCUGCUGACAGGCAGCCCCUGUGAUGGGCUGUUCCAGUCCCUCUACCGAAGAGCCCAGAUUUCCAUGCCACCUAAAGGAGAUACGGGAGAGCCAGUAUUUCUUAGCCCUUAUAUAGAAGCUGGGAGGAUCAAGGAAGGUAAAAAAAUGAGUUUGGUCAGACCUUUUGCUGGCCUGGACAUGGAAAGCUACGCUGGCUACUUCACCGUGAAUCAGACCUGGAACAGCAACCUCUUCUUCUGGUUCUUCCCAGCGCAGAUACAGCCAGAGAAUGCCCCAGUUGUCCUCUGGCUCCAGGGAGGGCCAGGAGGUUCAUCCAUGUUUGGACUCUUUGUGGAACAUGGACCUUACGUUGUCACAGAAAACAUGACUGUUCGUUUUAGAGACUUCUCUUGGUCCACCACGCUUUCCAUGCUCUACAUUGAUAAUCCGGUGGGCACAGGCUUCAGUUUUACCGAAGACACCAGAGGCUAUGCGGUCAACGAAGAUGACGUGGCGAGAGAUCUGUACAGUGCACUAAUUCAGUUUUUCCAGUUGUUUCCUGAGUAUGGAAAGAAUGAUUUUUAUGCUACCGGGGAGUCUUACGCAGGGAAAUACGUGCCAGCCAUCGCCCACUAUAUCCACUCUCUCAACCCUGUUCGGGAGUUCAAGAUCCACCUGAAAGGAAUCGCUCUUGGAGACGCAUAUUCUGACCCUGAGUCGAUUGUUGGGGGCUAUGCAACAUUCCUGUACGAAAUUGGCUUGUUGGAUGAGCAGCAGAAAAAGUACUUCCAGAAGCAGAGUGAUGAAUGCGUAAGACACAUCAAGGAGCAGAACUGGCUAAAGGCCUUUGAAGUAUUGGAUAAUCUGUUAGCUGGUGACCUAAGCAGUGAGCCCUCUUUCUUCCAGAAUGUGACAGGAUGUACCAAUUACUACAACCUUUUACAGUGCACGGAUCCUGAGGAUCAAAGCUACUAUGAAAAAUUUUUGUCACUCCCAGAAGUGAGACAAGCUAUCCAUGUGGGAAACCACACCUUCAGUGAUGGAACUGAAGUGGAGAAGUACUUGCGGGAAGAUACAGUGCAGUCAGUGAAGCCCUGGCUCGCUGAAAUCAUGAACAACUACAAGGUUCUGCUCUACAGUGGGCAACUGGACAUCAUUGUGGCAGCUUCUCUGACAGAGCGCUCCUUGAUGGCCAUGGACUGGAAAGGAACCCAGAAAUACCACAAGAUGGAAAGAAAAGUCUGGAAGAUCUUUAAAUCUGAUGAUGAAGUGGCUGGUUAUGUCCGGCAAGUGGAUGACUUCCACCAGGUCAUUGUUCGAGGUGGAGGACAUAUCUUACCCUAUGACCAGCCUCGGAGAGCUUUUGACAUGAUCAACCGAUUCAUCUUUGGAAGAGGGUGGGAUCCUUAUAACAAAUAAAUUACACUGGAAUAUUAACCUUUGAAAAGAAAGUUUGGAAAACUAAAAUUGUCAUAUAGAUAAGAAAUUAAUCAUUUUGUAUCCAUUUUAUAUCUGCAAGAUAUUUCUCAUCAAUAAAAUUAA
Molecule: messenger RNA, 1840 nt
Organism: Octodon degus (degu)
Lineage: Eukaryota; Metazoa; Chordata; Mammalia; Rodentia; Octodontidae
Gene: Cpvl
Product: carboxypeptidase, vitellogenic like
Exons: 14
Coding region: 281-1717 (478 amino acids)
Biological process (GO): proteolysis
Molecular function (GO): serine-type carboxypeptidase activity
Source: RefSeq, a predicted model, not a curated record